Salvelinus fontinalis (brook trout) is the source of this 3444-nucleotide messenger RNA. Its product is annotated as tyrosinase-like. Gene Ontology annotation, molecular function: tyrosinase activity. The record is from RefSeq and is a predicted model, not a curated record. Bases 178 to 1806 code for a protein of 542 amino acids. NCBI's taxonomy places the organism in Eukaryota, Metazoa, Chordata, Actinopteri, Salmoniformes, Salmonidae. Gene Ontology annotation, biological process: pigmentation; melanin biosynthetic process. The transcript is spliced from 5 exons.
UGAGGGAGGAGAAGUCGAGUCGGAGCCGCGGGGACUCUGAUAUGGCUGGACUAGUAGGUACAUGUGUUUCCCCUUCUCUCACUUCUACUUACCAACUCCUCUCUCCAUGACUAUCUAGGCACAUCACCGGGCUGGUGUGUGUGACAGGACGGGACGGGACAGGUGUGAUGUGUUGCGAUGCGGCUCUUGCUCAUCCACGGUGUGUUUUUCCUCCAGUGUGUGCGGUUCUCCCAGCAGCAGUUUCCCAGGCUCUGCGCCACAACGGAGGCCCUGCUCUCUAAAGAGUGCUGCCCGGUCUGGGAAGGGGAUGGUUCGGCCUGCGGGGCCAGCUCUGGCAGGGGGUUCUGCCGGGACGUGGAGGUAUCGGAUCUCCCCAAUGGGCUGAAUUACCCCUUCUCCGGCUUGGACGACAGAGAGAGGUGGCCUCUGGUAUUUUAUAACCGGACCUGCCAGUGUGCCUCCAACUACAUGGGGUUCAACUGCGGAGAGUGCCAAUUCGGAGUGUUUGGGGCUAACUGCGAGGAGAGGAGAGAGUCCGUGCGGCGGAACGUGUUUCACCUGUCGGCAGCGGAACGGCGGAAACUCAUCUCUUACCUCAACCUGGCCAAGCACACCGUUAGCCAGGAUUACGUCAUAGCCACCGGGACCUACCGGGAGAUGAAUAACGGGAGCACUCCGCUGUUCUCUGACGUCUCGACCUAUGACGUGUUUGUGUGGAUGCACUACUAUGUCUCGAGGAAUGCUCUUCUCGGUGGACCGGGGAAUGUCUGGACCGAUGUGGACUUCGCCCACUGGGCUCCCGCCUUUCUGCCGUGGCACCGUGUGUACCUGCUGCACUGGGAGCGCGAGAUCCGAAAACUGACCGGGGACUUUGAGUUCUCCAUCCCGUACUGGGACUGGCGGGACGCGCAGGGCUGUGACAUCUGCACCGACGACCUGAUGGGUGCCCAGAGCCCGCGAGACCCCAACCUCAUCAGCCCUGCUUCAGUGUUCUCUUCUUGGAGGGUGAUGUGUUCGCGGGCGGAAGACUACAGUGUGAGGGGGGUUCUGUGUGACGGUAACGACGAGGGGCCGUUGCUGCGUAACCCUGGCAACCACGACCAUAACUUGGUUGCGCGGUUGCCGACGGCAGCAGAGGUGGAGUUCACGGUCAGUCUCCGUGACUACGACACGGGAGCCAUGGACCGCUCCGCUAACUUCAGCUUCAGAAACACACUAGAAGGUUUUGGGAACCCUCAGACAGGCCUGGGUAACAGUGUGGUGAUGGGGAUGCACGCCUCUCUUCAUAUCUUCAUGAACGGCUCCAUGUCUUCAGUCCAGGGGUCAGCUAACGACCCUAUUUUCCUACUGCACCACGCCUACGUAGACAGUAUCUAUGAGCAGUGGUUGAGGAGACAUGCUCCAGAGCAGACCCACUACCCAGAGUUCAAUGCUCCCAUUGGCCACAACAGGCAGUACCACAUGGUGCCCUUCAUACCUCUACACAGAAACAUAGAAUACUUUACCUCCAGCAAAGAACUGGGGUACCAAUACUCCUACAUGCUCAACUCAGAUCAGAGGAUAUCGGAGGUACUCAGUCCUUACCUGGAACUGAUGAUGGAGGCGUGGCCCUGGUUGCUAGGGGCGUUGGUCCUGGGGGCGCUGGUUACCAUGACUGUGGCUGCAGUAGCUGCGACUAUGACCUGGGUGUGUUGGGGUGCGUGGCCAUGGCAAAGCGCAGAGAAGAGUUCAGCGUUCCACCUACCAGAGAGGGAACCUCUCAUCAUCAGCAGUGAUAGUGAUAUCCCCAACUACCACACUGUUUAGCCCCAACUAACACACUGUUUAGUCCCAACUACCCCAAAUACCCCACUGUUUAGUCCCAACUACCCCAAAUACCUCACUGUUUAGUCCCAACUACCCCAAAUACCUCACUGUUUAGUCCCAACUACCCCAAAUACCCCACUGUUUAGUCCCAACUACCCCAAAUACCUCACUGUUUAGUCCCAACUACCCCAAAUACCCCACUGUUUAGUCCCAACUACCCCAAAUACCCCACUGUUUAGUCCCAACUAACACACUGUUUCAGUCCCAACUACCCCUACUACCACACGGUUUAGCCCCAAAUACCACACUGUUUAGCCCCAACUACCACACUGUUUCAGUCCCAACUACCCCUACUACCACACGGUUUAGCCCCAACUACCACACUGUUUAGUCCCAACUACCCCAACUACCACACUGUUUAGUCCCAACUACCACACUGUUUAGCCCCAACUACCACACUGUUUCAGUCCCAACUACCCCUACUACCACACGGUUUAGCCCCAACUACCACACUGUUUAGUCCCAACUACCACACUGUUUAGCCCCAACUACCACACUGUUUCAGUCCCAACUACCCCUACUACCACACUGUUUAGCCCCAACUACCACACUGUUUAGUCCCAACUACCACACGGUUUAGCCCCAACUACCACACUGUUUAGUCCCAACUACCCCUACUACCACACUGUUUAGUCCCAACUACUCCAACUACCACACUGUUUAGUCCCAACUACUCCAACUACCACACUGCUUAGUCCCAACUACUCCUACUACCCCACUGUUUAGUCCUAACUACCCCUACUACCACACUGUUUAGCCCCAACUACCACACUGUUUAGCCCCAACUACCCCAAGUACCAUGCUGUUUAGCCCCAUUUACCUCAAUGAGCACACUGUUUAGCCACACUCCCACACUGUUUAGCCCCAACGAGCACACCGUUUAGCCCCAGCAACUAUACAGCUAACUCUUAGCACUGCAACCCUAGCCUACAGCCAAGCCUUAACCUUUUAACUACCACCCAGACAAUGCAUUGCCUAUCUGUCACACCUGCCAACAUGUACAGGGCCCUUACAGAUGUAGGAUCUUAAUUUGAGCCAGUUUGCUACAGCAGUAAAAUAAUAAUGCAGGAACAGGAAAUGUUCAUUAUUAUUUGGAUUAUAAUUAAUGGACAUUUUGGUAAAGGUUGAAAUUUGAAAUGUCAAAGUUUGCAUUUCCUGCUUUGCAGGAAAAUUCUCAGCAACAAAAGAUUGAUCAAAUUAAGAUCCUACAUCUGUAUGUAUCACAUCAACGUGUGGAACAGUUCAAAUUGAACUUGAAUUUAAAUUUGAACUUAAACUAAUGUCACAGAGGCUCAAACUCCCAUAAAACAAGUUAGAGUGUUGUUUCAUGGUGUCUUUGCUUGGAGGCUUAUGCUAAUCUCUGUCUAUCUAUAUCUCUGUACAGGCCCUUGACUUAGCCACAAUGUUCCCAAAUACCUCAUCAAAUACAAUACAUUAUACGGCACAUUUCUGAGUGGCAACAUUAUAUAUUAUGUUCUUAUUUUGUUUUCUUCCUCAAGCUGAAUGUGUAAAAUUAACACUGUUCAUGUAGCAGUUUGGACUACUGUGACUAUUAAUAGAAUAUAUGAUAAAAACCUG